AUGGUAGCACGAGCCACGAUCAUACGCAUGGAGUCUUCAAGCGGUAAGGCACCCGCCACGCAUGGGCCUGCUCGCUCACCGAAGCUAUGGCCUACGACUGCCGCUGGCUGUGUUCCGGGAUCUAUCCAGCUGCGCGCUGAGGCAUAUUGCAGGGAACAGAGCAUUACUUGCAACUUGACAGGGUCGUCAAUCGAAGCACGACUGAAGAUGUCCGGAAAGAUGCUCCCCACACCCGUGGCCCGAGCCACGACCUCAACGGAUGCUAGACCUAACGGGCUGGACAAGUCAUCGGCUGCGAUAGGCAACCCCGUCUCCUACCCGCACUACACCCACGAGGUGGCCUACCGCACGCUCAUUCCGAUGGAGGCGGCCAUCGCGGCGCUGGGCGAAUACAAGACCCGGAACCAGCACAACCAUGUCGGCCCGCGGGCCCAUCUCAUCCACUACUGGAUCCAUUCUUUGGUUUUUCCCGCAGCUCAUCGAGUGAGAUAUAGCAAUCAUCGGGGCGGCGCACCGAGCACAUACGCGGUGGUUGUGAUGAUGAUUAACAGGCGUCUUGCCUGUUUGACGCUCUAUUCUGCAGCCUUGUCAGCCAGCGCACUGCCUUCUGCAGUCUCCACUGGAUAG
Molecule: messenger RNA, 627 nt
Organism: Aspergillus uvarum CBS 121591
Lineage: Eukaryota; Fungi; Ascomycota; Eurotiomycetes; Eurotiales; Aspergillaceae
Exons: 2
Coding region: 1-627 (208 amino acids)
Source: RefSeq, a predicted model, not a curated record